AUGCACAGGAUACAUCUCGAGGAUGAGUCUAAGUCCUCCAUAGAGCAUCAAAGGAGACUAAAUCCAAACCUGAAAGAUGUGGUGAAGAAGGAGAUAAUGAAACUCUUGGAAGCUGGAGUGAUAUACCCUAUCUCGGACAGUACAUGGGUGAGCCCGGUCCACGUAGUUCCAAAGAAAGGAGGAGUGACGGUCAUAAGGAACGAGAAUGAAGAGCUCAUACCCACCAGAACGAUCACUGGCCACCGGAUGUGUAUCGACUAUCGUAAACUCAAUGCCGCGACCAGAAAAGACCAUUUUCCCUUACCUUUUAUAGAUCAAAUGCUUGAAAGGCUUGCUAACCAUCCUUACUAUUGUUUCUUAGAUGGUUACUCAGGUUUUUUCCAAAUCCCAAUCCAUCCCGACGACCAAGAGAAGACAACAUUCACAUGUCCAUAUGGAACGUUCGCGUAUAGGCGAAUGCCUUUUGGCUUGUGUAAUGCACCGGCUACGUUUCAAAGAUGCAUGAUGUCAAUCUUCACGGACUACAUAGAAGACAUAAUGGAGUGCCAUUUCAUGGUGAGAGAUGGGAUCGUGCUCGGUCAUAGAAUCUCGGAGAGAGGCAUUGAGGUUGACAAAGCCAAGAUCGAGGUAAUGGUGAACUUGGAACCGCCCAAGAACGUCAAAGGAGUAAGAAGCUUCCUAGGGCACGCGGGAUUUUAUAGGAGGUUCAUAAAAGACUUCUCCAAGAUAGCGCGCCCUCUCACUCAGUUACUUUGCAAAGAAGUGGCGUUUGAAUUCAGUGGAGAAUGCCUCGCGGCGUUCAAGAAAAUCAAAGAGGCUCUCAUUAGCGCGCCGAUCGUACAAUCACCGGAUUGGGAGCUUCCUUUUGAGAUUAUGUGCGACGCAAGCGACUACGCCGUUGGAGCUGUGCUAGGCCAAAGGAAAGAGAAGAAACUCCACGUCAUAUACUAUGCAAGCCGGACCCUCGACGAAGCACAAUGCAACUAUGCCACCACGGAGAAGGAGUUAUUGGCGAUUGUCUUUGCAUUCGAGAAGUUUCGCUCAUAUCUCGUUGGCUCCAAGGUUAUAGUGCAUACCGAUCACGCGGCUCUCAAGUAUCUGCUGUCAAAGAAAGAUGCAAAGCCAAGACUUAUACGCUGGAUACUUCUUUUGCAAGAAUUUGACCUAAAGAUCAUCGAUAGGAAAGGCGCGGAGAAUGGCGUGGCCGACCAUCUUUCAAGAAUGAGAAUCGAAGAGAGCAUACCUAUAGAUGACUCAUUACCAGAGGAAACGGUCUAUGCGGUCAGCGCAGUACCUAUGUCGAGGAAAGAGACCCACCAAAGAGCCACGGAGAGGAGAAAUGCCUUUGGCGCGCCUUGGUAUCGUCAUAUAGCCAACUAUCUCGCGGCCGACAUAGAGCCUCCAAACUUCUAUGGAUACAAGAAGAAGAAAUUCUUGAAAGACAUCAGAUUUUACUUCUGGGACGAGCCAUACCUCUACAAGAAGUGCCAAGACGGAUUGUUUAGAAAAUGCGUGCCGGAGGAAGAGAUAGCCGGGAUUCUCCAUGGAUGUCACGGAUCAGCUUACGCAGGUCAUUUUGCUACGUUCAAGACAGUCUCUAAGGUCUUGCAAGCGGGUUUUUGGUGGCCUACAAUGUUUAAAGACGCUCAAGCAUUCAUCUCACGUUGUGAUGCUUGCCAAAGAAUGGGGAACAUAAGCAAAAGGAAUGAAAUGCCGCAAAACUUUAUCUUGGAAGUUGAGGUGUUCGAUGUUUGGGGAAUUGAUUUCAUGGGACCCUUCCCCACAUCCUUUGGAGAUCAAUACAUCCUAGUAGCAGUGGACUAUGUCUCCAAGUGGGUUGAGGCAAUAGCAGCUCCAACAAAUGACUCGAGCGUGGUGAUAAAAAUGUUCAAAUCUAUCAUAUUCCCAAGAUUUGGAGUUCCAAGAGUUGUGAUAAGUGAUGGAGGCUCACACUUCAUCAAUCGGAUCUUUGCAAACCUUCUAAAGAAAUAUGGAGUGCGGCACAAGAACGCUUUCAAAACACCUCUCGGGACAACUCCAUUUCAUCUUGUCUAUGGCAAAGCGUGCCAUCUACCGGUGGAACUAGAGUACAAGGCAGCUUGGGCGGUCAAGGAGCUAAACUUUAACCUUAAAACCGCAGCGGAGAGGCGCCUGAUCCAACUGAACGAGCUUGAGGAGAUAAGACACUUGGCUUACGAGAACACCAAAAUCUACAAAGAAAAGACCAAAGCUCUCCAUGAUAGGAAGAUAGUGCCUAAGUCUUUCGCCGCUAACGACCAGGUUCUGCUUUUCAACUCAAGACUCAAGCUUUUUCCCGGCAAACUACGCUCAAGAUGGUCUGGCCCGUUCAAGAUAAAAGAAGUCAAGCCAUAUGGAGCAGUGGUUCUUUGGGACCCUAGUGGAGGAGACUUCACCGUAAACGGUCAGAGGCUAAAACCAUACCUAGCCAACUCGGAAAAGGGAGUAGAGGAAAUCAUACCCUUGGCCGAUGCACCACAAGAAUAA
Messenger RNA from Microthlaspi erraticum, 2505 nucleotides. Lineage: Eukaryota; Viridiplantae; Streptophyta; Magnoliopsida; Brassicales; Brassicaceae. The record is from the annotation of a GenBank genome assembly.